Adineta steineri is the source of this 204-nucleotide messenger RNA. The record is from the annotation of a GenBank genome assembly. NCBI's taxonomy places the organism in Eukaryota, Metazoa, Rotifera, Eurotatoria, Adinetida, Adinetidae.
AUGAAUAAUCUUUGUAAACAAUUAGAAGAAGAUGUUGAAUUAUGUGAAUUUGAUUUAAUAUGUUUUUCAACAUAUUCCGAUGAUACAAAAUCAUCAAUAAUUUUAACGAAAGAACAAACAGGAUUUGUUUUCAUACAAAUUUUUAAUGAAAUUAUGUUACAUAUUAUUGAUGAGUUAAUUAUUAUGUUAAUAUUUUUAACUUGA